AUUCAUUGAAGAAAAUAUUUUGCAGGUUGGAUUUUUAAAUUGUCUGUUGGUUAGCACUUGCCAGAUAUAACUAAAAUACUGAAGGAUCUGUUGGUGGAAGCCUCAUGAUUGACUUGACCUUGACCAUGGUGGUUCUAUGCAGCCCACUUGGUGGAAGCUUCAUUGAAGGUCCUCCUUGUAGACAAGCUAAUCUAGCACUUGCUUUUUAUGGUAAUACUUCCUUCGAUUUCAAGUUGCAGCCCGAGUGGGUACGUAGCUAGUAGCCUGUCCCAAUCUGAAUAAUUGGUCCAAAGUGGAUUGUAGUGGCUUCUCUGUCAGCAGAGCAUGCAUGCAUGCCUAACUAAGAACAUUUGUAGGCUCAGCCUCUCCCAUCCUGUCUAUAUAUACACAUUCUCUUCUGCCUUCUCUGAAUAGCAGAGCAGAGCACAUUCACAUUCUUCUCCAUGCCUCCCCUCUACAUAUUAUCACUCUGGCUUCUCUUCGUGCACACUACUCCUUGGUGCUCCUCCUCUGCAACUGCAAGCAAUGACACUCUCAUGGCAGGCCAAGAGCUGGUCUUCGGUGACAAGCUUGUCUCGAGAAAUGGCAAGUUCGCGCUUGGCUUCUUCCAGUUCCAUCCAGCAAGCACCAUCAGUAAGUCAUCCCACAACACCACAUCUCCCAGCUCCAGCUUGUGGUACCUUGGCAUAUGGUUCAAUAAGAUCCCAGUUUUCACAGCUGUAUGGAUUGCUAAUAGGGAUCAGCCCAUUACCAACCCCAGUGUCAACCUAACACAGCUCAAGAUAUCAAGAGAUGGCAAUCUUGUCAUAGUAAACCAUGCCGCCAACAAUGAAUCCAUUGUUUGGUCCACUCACAUUGUCAAUAAUAGGACACACAGCAGCAUCAAAGCCACUAGUUCUGCCGUUCUCUUGAACAGUGGAAACCUUGUCCUCAAAGAGAGCCGGUCAUCUGACCUACUGGCAUGGCAGAGCUUCGACUACCCAACAGAUGUUGUGCUUGCUGGUGCUAAGUUAGGCCGAAACAAGGUCACUAGUUUCACUCGCCAACCCAUCUCAAGGAAGAGCCUCAUUGAUCCGGGGCUCGGUUCAUACAGCAUUGAAUUAGAAGACACCAGGGGGCUUGUCCUCAGUCGCCGCAACAACCCAUCUGUAGUGUAUUGGCAGUAUGCAUCCUCCACAACAUCAUCAUUCAAUCUUGUACGAGUACUCAACUCACUGCUUGAUUCGAAUUCUCUGACCAAAGGUUUAUAUAACCUAGUAUAUGUUGAUAACGACCAAGAGGAGUACUACAUGUACACUUCACACAAUGAAUCAUCGCCUUCUGUAUUUGUCUCACUAGACAUGUCUGGUCAGAUAAAGCUGAAUCAUUGGUCGCAAGCUAAUCAGUCUUGGCAAAUCAUAUAUGCCCAACCUGACGAUCCCUGCAACCCGCCUGCUGCCUGUGGACCUUUUACGGUCUGCAGAGGCAAUCCAAAUCCAUCAUGUAACUGCAUGGAGAGCUUCUCUCAGAAGUCGCCGCAGGAUUGGAAGUUUCAAGAUCGAACAGGAGGAUGCAUCAGAAAUACACCUUUGCAUUGCACUAGUGACAAAAACAUCACAAGUUCAACAGACAUGUUCCAGCCCAUUGCUCAAGUUACAUUGCCCUACAGUCCACAAAUCAUAGCCGUUGCUACCACUCAGAGCGAAUGCGAAGCAACUUGUCUCGGUUCCUGCUCCUGCACUGCCUAUUCCUAUAAUGAUAGCAAAUGCUCUGUCUGGAACGGGGAGUUGCUUAGUGUAACUCUUAGUGAUGGCAUUGAAUACACUUCUAAAGAUGUUCUUUAUCUUCGUCUUGCUGCCAAAGAUUUCAUGCCAAGUUUGAGGAAAAACAAAAGAAAACCGAACGUUGGAGUUGUUACCGCUGCAAGCAUUAUUGGCUUUGGGUUACUCAUGCUCAUGUUUCUGUUACUGAUUUGGAGGAACAGAUUUAAGUGGUGUGGUUUCCUUCCAUUACACUAUGACAAUCAAGGCAGUGUUGGUGGGAUUAUAGCCUUCAGAUAUACUGAUUUAGUUCGUGCUACUAAAAACUUCUCUGAGAAGCUGGGUGGUGGAGGUUUUGGUUCUGUAUACAAGGGGAUGUUAAGUGACUCGAAGACUACUGUAGCAGUGAAAAGGCUUGAUGGUGCCCGUCAAGGGGAGAAGCAGUUCAGGGCCGAGGUGAGUUCAAUUGGACUGAUCCAACAUAUCAACCUUGUGAAAUUGGUUGGUUUCUGCUGCGAAGGUGAUCACAGAUUACUUGUGUACGAGCACAUGUUAAAUGGUUCUCUUGAUGGUCAUCUGUUUAAGAAGAGCAAUAAUGUUGAUGCUGUUGUGCUAAACUGGAACACCAGAUAUCAGAUAUCCCUAGGAAUUGCCAGAGGAUUGUCCUACUUGCAUCAGAGUUGUCGCGAGUGCAUCAUACACUGCGAUAUUAAGCCAGAGAACAUACUUGUGGAUGCAUCAUUUAUUCCUAAAGUCGCAGACUUUGGAUUGGCAGCAUUUGUGGGGAGGGAUUUCAGCCGAAUUCUCACUUCAUUCAGAGGAACGGUAGGUUAUCUUGCCCCAGAGUGGCUUAGCGGAGUGGCGAUCACACCAAAAGUCGACGUUUACGGCUUCGGCAUGGUCCUGCUGGAAAUUAUAUCAGGAAGGAGGAAUUCCUCACCAGCAAUAUCACACAACACUGAGAGCAGCAGCAACAGUUACCAACAUCACGAAUAUUUCCCUGUGCAAGCCAUCAAGAAGCUUCACGAGGGAGAUGUGAAAAGUUUAGUGGAUACACAAUUGCAUGGUGACUUCAAUUUGGAAGAGGCUGAAAGGGUUUGCAAAGUUGCAUCGUGGUGCAUCCAAGAUAAUGAGUUUGAUCGACCGACUAUGAGUGAAGUGGUCCGUGUUCUCGAGGGUCUACAAGAGAUUGAUAUACCCCCAAUGCCAAGACUCCUUGCAGCUAUGAUGGAACAAUCUGAUGCUGCAACUUCAAUGUAAUAAUAAUAACUCAGAGAGAGUAUCUACAUUUUUUUUAAGUUGUAAUGUGGAGAACAAGGAAUAAAAGGAGGCAAGCUUGCGAUCUCCAAAUCGUCUGUUAUUUACUUAUCUUAUAUAUAGUACU
Aegilops tauschii subsp. strangulata is the source of this 3123-nucleotide messenger RNA. RefSeq names its product G-type lectin S-receptor-like serine/threonine-protein kinase At2g19130. Gene Ontology annotation, biological process: recognition of pollen; protein phosphorylation. The record is from RefSeq and is a predicted model, not a curated record. Lineage: Eukaryota; Viridiplantae; Streptophyta; Magnoliopsida; Poales; Poaceae. Gene Ontology annotation, molecular function: ATP binding; protein serine/threonine kinase activity.